AAAAUGUAUGUUUUUCUAGACUUCUUUUUUCUCUGAGUGUUCUUUUUUUUUAAAUUGGUAUUAUUGACUUGUUUAUUGUACAGUGAACAAUACAGAGGCUAGAAAAUAUAAUUAAUUAUGUUAGAAGGUAUUUUCUGAUGGAAAGAUUAUCAAUUGACCAACCUCAAAAGUUGUCAUCUUGAGUCAGAGAAAAUCACCUAAAAAUACACAAAAUUCAAUUGUAUAUAAUUUUUAGUGCCUGUAAGGGUUAUGUUGUCUCUGGUUGUUUUUGUUUGUUUUUAAUGCUCCUUUUUAAAAAUUUCUAUCUUCCUUUGUAGCCUCUUUUUUCCUCUAAGUUGCGUUUUUCUCUUUGUUUUGGUCCGCUUUUCACAGCAAAUGCUCUCUUGAGUUUCUGGUGAUCGUUGGCUCUCUUCUCAUAUUAAGGAGCAGGCCAUUGAAAAGCUACUUGAGAGCUCUGGACUUAAAUUGGAUGAACCUCCGGGAUGCCGAGACAGGGAAGAUACUCUGGCAAGGAACAGAAGACCUGUCAGUCCCUGGAGUGGAGCAUGAAGCCCGUGUUCCCAAGAAAAUCCUCAAGUGCAAGGCAGUGUCUCGAGAAUUGAACUUCUCUUCAGCAGAGCAAAUGGAAAAAUUCCGCCUGGAACAAAAAGUUUACUUCAAAGGGCAAUGCCUAGAAGAGUGGUCCUUUGAGUUUGGCUUUGUGAUCCCUAACUCCACAAACACCUGGCAGUCGCUGAUAGAGGCAGCACCCGAGUCCCAGAUGAUGACCGCCAGCGUGCUAACUGGGAAUGUCAUCAUAGAGACAAAGUUCUUUGACGACGACCUUCUCGUAAGCACAUCCAGAGUGAGGCUUUUCUACGUCUGAGAGAAGAACGUGUUUGCUUUUCAGGAAUUUGGGGUUUUGGGGGGAAAAGAGGAAACUGUUUACUUUUUCCCUCCACACGUUUGAUUUUUGACACUUCCACCCCUAAUUCCCUGGACGGCAAAAGCCACCUGCGGCCACCAGGGGACCAGCUCUGUGUAGGUAACCAGAUGGCGUUUUCCCUCAAGCUGCCAUCUUCCACUGACCAGACCAAUUCCCCACCUCAGGCCAGGGCGGAGGGUGCGCCUCGACUCUUUCCCAGGUAAACAUGGGGCAGGCACACACCAGGAGCCAGCGCAGGAGCCGAUGCUCUUCCUGUCACCCUCCCUGCCUCCUCCUUGGGUCCUGCAGGGGACAUACCUUCCUUUGGCCCCUGGCUUUGGAAAAAUUCAUGUUCUUGACCCAUAUUUAGUCUUUUCCUACCGUUUCUAUUUCAUACAUUCUCAUACAUUUAACUUGUAAAAUAGACUGUGAUAUUAUUAUGUAAUGAAUUGAAACAUAUGAAUUAAAAUAUUCCUACAGUCUUUAGCAUGGCA
Miniopterus natalensis is the source of this 1398-nucleotide messenger RNA. RefSeq names its product phosphodiesterase 6D (gene PDE6D). The record is from RefSeq and is a predicted model, not a curated record. NCBI's taxonomy places the organism in Eukaryota, Metazoa, Chordata, Mammalia, Chiroptera, Miniopteridae. Gene Ontology annotation, biological process: sensory perception of light stimulus. Gene Ontology annotation, cellular component: cytoplasm.